ACAAUUCCACGCUGACAUGCUUGGUAAACCGGUGCUAGGAAAAAGAAAGCUUGUAAAUACAAGUUAUACGAACGAAAGCAUGAGUUAACAGGUCUUUUUUUAAGUUUUAUAAUCUAUUUUUUGAUUGAGGACGCUGAUUUUGAUUUUGGGUGACAAAUACUCAGAUCCCACCAUGCCUCUGAUGUUUCUGUACAGCAGCCAGGACUUUGUCACUGAUGUGCACCGGACCAGAGGAAGCAGUCUCGUGCCAACCAAGUUUGACACAACUAUCCAAGGUGGCUGGAGAGACAGGAUGGACAGAGGACUCUUCCGUUAUCACCUUGGGGAUUUACAAACACGUAUCCUGCCAGGCCACCACGGCUUCAUUGCCCAACUUAACAUUCAAAGAGGAACAGAGAGAAGAAAACCUCAGGAGAUAUUGAGCAUUCAACAGGAGUUCAAUGCCAAACAAUUCAAUUUUAACAAAAUCAAUCCAGAAGAAAUCAUAUUUGAGAUGAUAAAGGACACUGAGGGAGGAAGUGAGAGGGGCCAGCUGCAUCAGCCCUGUAGGAUGGUUGUGCUGGUCAACAUCAGCCCUCUUGAGUUUGGGCAUUGUCUCUUUGUUCCAGAUCCUUCACACUGUCUCCCACAGGUCCUGACACCGUUCGCCAUCCAGGUUGGUAUUGAAUCUGUGCUCCUCAGCGCUGAUCCUGGCUUCCGUGUGGGGUUCAACAGUCUAGGAGCAUUUGCAUCGGUCAAUCAUUUACACCUGCAUGGGUACUACAUGGACCAUGAGCUCAAGAUAGAAUCAGCGCCAGUAAAGCCACUGCUUCCUGAAAAGGGAUUUUAUCAUUUGUUGGACUUUCCUGUUGGCUUUUUGUUUUACACAGAGUCAGAGCAGGUGGAGAAAGUGGCCGGAGCCGUCUGUGUGGUCACAAACUUUUUUGUGGAGUGUAACAUUGCUCAUAAUCUCUUCUUAACUAGAGGAUGUCUGCCCAUGUCUGAAAAGGAUCCCUGCUCAAGAAAAGGUGUUCGAAUCGCUGUAUGGCCGAGAAUAUCAUGCUUUGGUGCCAAGGAGGAGUCUGCCUUUAAUGUUGCUCUUUGUGAGCUGGCUGGACAUUUACCAUUUAAAAACAAGAAGGACUAUGAGCUCACAACUGAGAGGGUUGUGAUAGAAAUAAUCCAGAAGUACCUCCUGCCUGAUGAGGAGUUUCAUGCUUUGGAAAAACAGAUUUUAAGUCGUUUGAUGGCUCUGUAACUCAUACAUGCAAGAGUCCUGUACUUGAGCUGCACAUUUCACAUUUUAGUCCAAAUCAAGUAAAGACUUUUUUGUGACAAUCACAUAAAAAUGGCCAAGUAUCUUCACUACCUGUCAUACUUAAGGGAGUAAACUGUAUGUAUUCACCUGCACUGGAUAUAAAACAAGAUAAAUUUCACAAA
Cheilinus undulatus (humphead wrasse) is the source of this 1419-nucleotide messenger RNA. It is a transcript of the gene gdpgp1, whose product is annotated as GDP-D-glucose phosphorylase 1. The transcript is spliced from 2 exons. Gene Ontology annotation, molecular function: GDP-D-glucose phosphorylase activity. NCBI's taxonomy places the organism in Eukaryota, Metazoa, Chordata, Actinopteri, Labriformes, Labridae. Bases 173 to 1237 code for a protein of 354 amino acids. Gene Ontology annotation, biological process: glucose metabolic process. The record is from RefSeq and is a predicted model, not a curated record. Gene Ontology annotation, cellular component: cytoplasm.